Molecule: messenger RNA, 309 nt
Organism: Aspergillus oryzae RIB40
Lineage: Eukaryota; Fungi; Ascomycota; Eurotiomycetes; Eurotiales; Aspergillaceae
Product: H(+)-transporting V0 sector ATPase subunit c
Exons: 3
Coding region: 1-309 (102 amino acids)
Biological process (GO): proton transmembrane transport
Cellular component (GO): proton-transporting V-type ATPase, V0 domain
Molecular function (GO): proton-transporting ATPase activity, rotational mechanism
Source: RefSeq, a predicted model, not a curated record
AUGGCGGGUAUCAUCGGUAUCUACGGACUGGUCGUGUCCGUCCUGAUCGCGAACGACUUGGCACAGACGGUCCCUCUAUACACCGGAUUCAUUCAGCUGGGAGCAGGUCUCGCUGUCGGUCUGGCUGGUCUGGCAGCUGGUUUUGCCAUCGGUAUUGUCGGUGACGCUGGUGUCCGCGGAACAGCCCAGCAACCUAGGCUCUAUGUUGGCAUGAUUCUUAUCCUCAUUUUCGCUGAAGUUUUGGGUCUUUACGGUCUCAUCGUUGCCCUUUUGAUGAACUCUCGGGCCAAGAUCGAUGCCAAGUGCUAA